UGCUUCAAUACGAAAAUAUUAAAUUAGCAUGCGUUUACAUAACUCAACUGCAUUGCGCUUAUUAGAUGGGCAUAGUGGGUAGAUUGGAAGAACGAUUUCGCAAACGUGGUGUACUUACUUUUACAGAACUGAGGAGAGAAUGCAUCUGUGAAGCAGAAAGGAUGAGACCACGACGACGAGGAAGGAGUUUACGCCGACGCGACGUUGGUGAGAAUUCACAUCACUACGGAGGAGCGUCGACAGGUGCAGCCGAGGCUGGUGACGUAUCAUCCAGCACACCAACAAGCAAAGCCGACAAGUUAUUUGAGGCCUUGCGACAUGGCCUUGAGGAUAUGGGAGAAGGACUGAUUUUGUUUCCCAAUAGAAUGUCGUUCAAUUACUUAGGAAUUCUAACGAUGUCGCCUGCCCGUGAUAAUCAACCUACGGCAAUGGUAUCAAGUGUGUUGCUCUCCUGUGAGAUUUUGUCAUGA
This is a messenger RNA of Gryllus bimaculatus (two-spotted cricket), 470 nucleotides long. Lineage: Eukaryota; Metazoa; Arthropoda; Insecta; Orthoptera; Gryllidae. The record is from the annotation of a GenBank genome assembly.